AUGGGAACAGCCACCUCACCCACCGGGUCGGACGACGAAUCCGGCGCCGCGUCUUCCAAAGACUGGCUAGCAAAUGAAGAGGGUGGCUUGCCUGAAGGAAGCAUCCACUCGGCUGAUGAUGAUCAGGUCGACAUCAAAGCUGAGGACUCCGCCACCGACGGCGCUCUUCUCACCGGUAGUGGCGACGCAACAAUACUCACGCCAGUGCACAAGCGCAGGCGUGUAACACGAGCAUGCGAUGAGUGCCGCCGAAAGAAGAUCAAGUGCGAUGGCAAACAGCCGUGCACACAUUGCUCCGUCUAUAGCUAUGUCUUUCUAACGAGAAAUGUUGUAGAAUGCACGUACGACAAGCCAUCAAACCGGCGAAGAAAUCCAGCACCGCAGUACAUUGAGGCACUCGAGAGCAGACUGCAGCGGGCGGAGACGCUGCUUCGCAAAUUCAUGCCUGAUGUUGACUUGGCGGACCCGAAUCUCGACCCAAUGGUGCAACAAGAGUUUCAAACCCGAGAGCGCGCGCGUAUGCAAGCCGCAAAACAGCGGCAAGAAGAACAAGAGCAACAGCAACAAGCCACCCAAGCCGUGCAACAGGAAAAGGGACAGCACCAGCAUCAGCAUCAACAUCAGCAACAACACCAGCAGCGACAACCGAACACAGGAGGAGGUGAAGCAGACGCUGACGACGAAGAACUCAUGUCCAUGGUCGCAAACAUUAGCCAACUCGAGUUGACCGAAGGCGGGGAGUGGGACUUCCAUGGUAUCUCCUCCGGCGCCGUCUUUCUGCGGAGAAUGAAGGAGAACUUUCACAACCUCCUUGGCCGCGACUCGCUCGUUCCAUACUUAGCACGCCCACCGCGGUACCCCGGUGUUUUCAGCCUCGACUCGCCACGAUCUGCCGCUCUACGCAUCGCACUCCGCAUGGGUUUGCACCGCAACCUGCCCCAUGCGAAGCUCACUCCGAUCGAACACGAGUCGCGCCGCCGCGUAUUCUACGUCAUCCGCCAAAUGGACACAUAUGUGUCAGCCUUGCUAGGCUUUCCGAUGGCCCUUAGAGACGAUGAUAUCGACCAGCCGCUACCAACGGAGAUCGACGACGAGUAUAUCACCAAUGACGGCAUUGUACAGCCUCCACCUGGAACGCCUUCUUUCUUCCAGGCAAGCAACGCCUAUACAAAACUGAUGGAGAUUCUCGCCAAGGUCAUUAAGUGCGUUUACCCGGUCAAGCGCAGCGACUGUGGCGCCGCAAACAACAGCGAGACCCCGACUUCGUCGUAUAUGAUUAGCUAUUCCAAAAUAAAAGACAUCGAGCGUGAGCUGCAUGCGUGGUACGAGCAGCUACCAACGUAUUGGCGACCGAACCCAGAUGGGCCCAUCGAAGUCAUCCGGGUUCGUACACUCCUGCGGUUUGCCUAUGCACAUGUCCAGAUGAUGAUGUACCGGCCCUUUCUACAUUAUCUGUCUGCGCGCGUGCAAGCGACUCACAAGCUGGACGACCGGUACUUUGCUUGCGCCGCCGCAGCUGUCAGCAUCUCCCGGAACAUUGUGCAUAUCGGCCUCGAGAUCCGCAAACAGGCCGUGCUGAUCGGCCCGUACUGGUUCAUCCUAUACACCGAGUUCUUCGCCAUCUUGUCGUUGGUGUACUAUGCGCUGGAAAACCCGGAUAAGCCGGGCUCAACCGAGAUCAUGGCAGACGCCAUUUCUGGCAAGGCUGUGAUUGCCACUCUGUCGAAGCGAAGUAUGGCUGCGGACCGCGUGACUGCAGCUUUGGACAAACUCUUUGAACAGCUUCCCGAUCGCCUGAAGAAAGGCAAGACAGGGCCAACUCCUCCAACGAGAAAGCGCUCUGCGCCUGGUCCCAAGGAUGUCCAGGCCGCCAAGACCGGCGUACCGUCACCAUCCACUGUUCCAAAAGCCCGACGAUCCAACGAGAUCAACCGUACUGUCGUGCAAGACCAACAUCGGCAGACACCACCACACCGCAUGUCCUUUGAAGCCAUUCAACAGCAGCAGCAACUUAUCAUUCAGCAGCAGCAGCAGCAGCAGCAGCAACAACAACAACAACAACAACAACAACACCAGCACCAGCACUCGCAGCAGCAGCAGCAGCAUGCACACAGCAUCCCUACGGCGCCGUUUGCUGCGAACUUCCAGGAGCUGCUUCCUCUCGAUAUUCCUUCGUCGACUGACAGUCCGGAAUCAGGCAGUACACCAUCAACGAGCCACCGAUCGGCGGGAGGCUAUGCUGCGCACCAUACGCCCACUGCAAGCAUGGGCAGUGGCAUCGGGCUCAGUAAUGCUGGUGUCACGACUGGUGGCUCCAGCGUACCAGUGUCUGAUGGAUCCACAUUGACGACGAACCCUCUGUACAAGCUGGACGCUAUGCUGUUCCCGUCCAGCGACCCAUUCGCCUAUCCUAGCCAGCCGAUUAUGGACUUUGGGUUGCAAAACCUCCUGGAUAGUGUGACUGGAGACAACAGCGGUGGCGGAGGCAUCGGUAGCGCCAGUGGGGGCGGCGGCGGCGGUGAUGGACGAGGUGUUCCCUCCAGCUCUGGCGGCGCCGGACAAGACCAGCAGCCGCCUUCCGAUGCAAUGCAGUUCUAUGCUCCGAACAUUUACAAUGAAAUCGAAGGUCAACUCUUGGAGCCCGUACCUGCAUACCUCAUGCAACCUUCCGGUGCACCGGCAGGCAUCGACCUCGCUUCCGAGAUGUACGGUGCUAAUAGCCUGCUCACACUGCAGCAAGCGCAGGCACACAAUGCCCAACAGCAGCAGGAGGCCGCCCAUGCACAUCAUCACCAACAGCAGCAACAUCAGCAGCAUCAUCAAAUCCCACAACAACAACAGCAGCAACAACAGCAACAACAGCACGUUGAUGCCAUGUUUGCUGACAACUUCAAUGACAUGUUUUCCGGCCAAUACCAACAGCGCUUGUGA
Molecule: messenger RNA, 2931 nt
Organism: Sporothrix brasiliensis 5110
Lineage: Eukaryota; Fungi; Ascomycota; Sordariomycetes; Ophiostomatales; Ophiostomataceae
Exons: 4
Coding region: 1-2931 (976 amino acids)
Biological process (GO): positive regulation of transcription by RNA polymerase II; DNA-templated transcription
Cellular component (GO): nucleus
Molecular function (GO): DNA-binding transcription factor activity, RNA polymerase II-specific; sequence-specific DNA binding; zinc ion binding
Source: RefSeq, a predicted model, not a curated record